Messenger RNA from Drosophila virilis, 991 nucleotides. Its product is annotated as dual specificity protein phosphatase 19-like. Lineage: Eukaryota; Metazoa; Arthropoda; Insecta; Diptera; Drosophilidae. Gene Ontology annotation, molecular function: JUN kinase phosphatase activity. Gene Ontology annotation, cellular component: cytoplasm. Gene Ontology annotation, biological process: protein dephosphorylation; regulation of MAP kinase activity. The record is from RefSeq and is a predicted model, not a curated record.
UAGUCCUUAAACCAGUAGAAACCAUGAUAUUGCUGUAUGAGCUGCAGAAACGUCUGGCCAAUCUAAGGCCCACCACUACGAUUGUGACCACACCCACCGGCGCCCGUUACAUUGAACGGCGCAGAUCCUCAACCGGAGAGGACAGCAGUCCAGAACAGCUGGAAGCACGCCAAUACGGAUUCGUUGUGGAUACCAAACCCGAUGCCGUGCCAGCAUGCAUUUUGAGCGAAUUCCUUUAUUUAGGCUCCCAGGACGCCGUUACUCCGGAAAACAUCUCAAAGUAUAAAUUAACGCACAUAUUAAGCGUUGGCAUUGAAACGCCCAACGUUGAGCUGCCGCCAACGGUUAAGUGCAAGCAUUUGCCAUGCCUGGAUCUGCCAGAAACGAAUAUACUGCAAUAUGUGCUGCCCGUUGCCAUUAACUUCAUAGAGGAGGCGUACGCCGUAAAGGGAUGUGUGCUGGUCCACUGCAAUGCGGGCGUAUCGCGAUCCGCAGCAGUUGUCAUCGGUUAUCUGAUGCAGCGACGUGACAUGUCCUUCGAGGAGGCCUACAAUCUGGUUAAGUCGUGGCGGCCAUGCAUACAGCCAAACGCCGGAUUCAUGCAGCAGUUAAAAAAAUUUCAUAACACAUAGUUGGUAAUACUAAAUAGUUGAUAAUGCUGUAAGUUGUAAGCAAUAUUUGUUUAAUUAAUAACUUAUUUGUGUUGUAAGAUUGAAUUGACUUGAGGACAUCAAGUUCUUAUAACUUAAUUCGAAUGGGAUAACGACAGAAUUUCACACAAACUAUCUCCACCGUACUACAAAUAAUGUUUUUUACUUGCAAACCGACCCCGUUUCUCAAUUGCCAAUUGAUAGCAGUUUGAUAGCGGGAGUAAAAUUUAGUUUAAUCCAAUUGCUAAGAAAGCAUCUAAAAUAUAUAUUAUAUCCUUUCAGACUCGCCCGGGUCAGCAGCUCCUAAUAAAACCAUAUUCAUAUUGAGUACCGGGGUCAAA